Molecule: messenger RNA, 2880 nt
Organism: Wyeomyia smithii (pitcher-plant mosquito)
Lineage: Eukaryota; Metazoa; Arthropoda; Insecta; Diptera; Culicidae
Exons: 1
Coding region: 1-2880 (959 amino acids)
Biological process (GO): DNA integration
Molecular function (GO): nucleic acid binding
Source: RefSeq, a predicted model, not a curated record
AUGUCGAAUGUCCAGAAGAAAUCAAAUAAAAGGAAUUUCCCGCUUAGUAAAUGCCAGACGCCGUUUUUGUGGCGCCCCGAUCCAUCGAAACACCCAGAGGUAUACUUGAUGGAUGUUGCAACAUUCGGCUCCACCUGCUCACCGGCAUCCGCUCAAUAUGUCAAGAAUUUGAACGCAAGGAAUCACUCACAAAAAUAUCCUCGCGCCGCGCAAGGUAUCAUCGACUGUCAUUACGUCGAUGACUAUUUAGACAGCUUUGGGAGUUCGGCGGAAGCACAGCAAGUUGCAAAAGAAGUGCGUUUAGUACACAGUAAAGGGGGAUUUUCUCUGCGUGGCUGGCGUUCUAACAGUCGUCGUGUGCUCAAGGAACUGGGAGAAUCCGAUAUCGUAACAUGCAAAAGCCUGGCCCUGGGAAGUGACGAUCGUACCGAACGAGUUUUAGGGAUGCUCUGGACCCCGCAUACAGACGAACUCAGUUUUUCGACACAGAUAAGCACUGAAGUACAAACGUUACUCCUCAGAAAGAAUCGGCCAACGAAGCGGCAAAUACUGCGCUGCGUUAUGACCCUGUUCGAUCCACUAGGACUGCUGUCACCGUUCGUAGUACAUGGGAAAAUACUUAUACAAAACCUUUGGCGGACAGGAGCGGAGUGGGAUAAGGAGGUUGAUGAUAAUUCGUUCGACCUUUGGCAGAAGUGGAUCAAGAUGAUAGAUUUCAAUGGUACUGUUCGUAUUCCGAGGUGCUAUUUCACUCGAGCUACUGCUGAGACUUACAAUGCUGCGCAAAUGCACGUCUUUGUUGACGCCAGCGAGAAAGCUUAUGCGUGUGCUGUGUACAUCCGCACCAUGAAUAACAGUGCCAAAGGUCAGUGCGCUUUGCUGGCAGGUAAAGCUAGAGUAGCGCCAGUCAAACCUAUGUCAGUGCCCAGGUUGGAGCUCAAAGGAUGUGUGAUUGGGGCGAGGCUCGCAAAGCACGUUCAGGAACAUCACCGUAUUCGGAUCGACAGGCGCUUCUAUUGGACAGAUUCGACCACAGCGUUGUCGUGGAUCCGAGCUGACCCACGCAACUAUCGACCAUACGUUGCCCACCGAAUUGGGGAAAUUCUGGAGGUGUCCAGCGUAGCCGAAUGGAGAUGGGUUCCAUCAAAACUUAACCCAGCAGAUGAGGCCACCAAAUGGGGUAAAGGACCGUAUUUUAGCGAUGAGAGCAAAUGGUUUGCUGGGCCAACUUUCCUGCAGCUGCCCGAAGAAGAGUGGCCACAUCCAGUAGAGGCAACUGUAGCUACAACUGAAGAAGUCCGAAUGACAGUUUUACUUCAUACGACUAAAAAAUUUACGGUUUUCUGUGAGCGGUUCAGCCAUUGGGAGAGUUUACUUGGAGUAAUGCGAUGCGUGCUUCGCUUUAUCAACAACAUUCGGCGUGGACGUACAAGGUUUGCUAAACAACUGAAGCAAAACGAACUGCGAGCUGCCAGAGAUGCAGUCUUCAACCAAGUACAAUACGAAAUAUAUACCGAAGAGAUGAUGGUUCUGGCCAAAAUCGACACACUGCCUUCAAACCACCCAGGAACGAUCAAUAAGGACAGUAGCCUGUACCAAUUUAUGCCGGUUAUAGAUGAUAACGGGGUGAUUCGACAAGGUAGUCGCGCAAGGAAGGCAGAGCAUUUACCUUUCGACACAAGAUACCCCAUAUUGCUCCCAAGAGACCAUCCCGCUACGAGACUGCUCAUUGAUUAUUACCAUCGUAUCUACCGUCAUGCCAAUCCUGAAACGGUGGUCAAUGAAAUGCGACAGCUAUAUAUGAUCCCAAGACUUCGGACGAUGGUGAAAUUGGUAUCACGAACGUGUCAAUUCUGCAAACUACGCAGAGCUAAGCCUCAAAUACCACCAAUGGCACCGCUGCCAUCGGCACGUCUGGCGCACCAUGUCCGCCCCUUCAGUUACGUGGGGAUUGAUUAUUUUGGCCCAGUACUGGUAAAAGUGGGUAGAUCGAACGUAAAACGGUGGAUUGCUCUGUUCACUUGUUUAACAGUUCGGGCAGUGCAUCUGGAAAUAGCAUAUAGCUUAUCAACAGCUUCUUGCGUUUCGUGCGUUAGAAGAUUUGUCAGCCGCAGAGAGUGUCCGGUGGAAUUCUACAGUGACAACGGGACAAACUUCCAGGGUGCAGAUCGGAUUCUUCGCGAGCAAAUUAACCAAGGACUUUCGGCGACCUUUACUAACGCAGAAACUAAAUGUAACUUUAAUCCACCUGAAGCUCCACACAUGGGAGGAGCGUGGGAGCGUUUAGUUCGAUCCGUUAAAGCCGCGAUGGGGGAAGCGUAUUCGGACGGGAAGUUGGACGAUGAAGGGUUGCAAACUUUGGUCGUGGAGGCGGAGAGCUUGGUAAACUCGAGGCCUCUGACGUAUCUACCACUAGACUCUGAAGAGUCCGAAGCGCUCACUCCGAACCAUUUUUUGCUUGGUAGCUCGGGAGGAGUGAAGCAACCCGUGUCAGUUAUCGAUUCUGCCAAACCGCAAUUUUUGAAAGCUUCGUGGGAGCAGAUCCAGAAGCAGCUCACCGUCUUUUGGAAGCGCUGGCUGGACGAAUAUUUGCCGGUUAUUCGCAGACAGCCAAAAUGGUUUGACGAGAGUUGGCCAUUGAGAGAAGGGGAUUUGGUUUUGAUCGUGGAUGAAAGAAAGCGCAGUUGGUGGACACGAGGCCGAAUUGUCGAGGUGAUGCCAGAUGGAGAAGGGAGGGUCCGUCAAGCGCUUGUGCAAACAACGAGCGGUUUGAUACGACGUCCGACGACGAAAUUAGCACUUUUAGACGUAGGAGAAGGUGCAGUCUUGGCCAACAGCAAGAUGCACCGGGUGGAGGAUGUCGGAGACAAAACAGCCUGA